Heterobilharzia americana is the source of this 1754-nucleotide messenger RNA. The record is from the annotation of a GenBank genome assembly. NCBI's taxonomy places the organism in Eukaryota, Metazoa, Platyhelminthes, Trematoda, Strigeidida, Schistosomatidae.
CUUCAAUUUCGUGCUGUGACGACCCAAUAAAGUUACACUGUGAUGACCUACAAGUGCGGCGCCACCUCCGCAUUUUGGCGAUACUGCUAAAUCGAUGACUGGAUUUCCGUGUUCACACGGCUUCAAAUUUCGACUUGCACAUUUGGUUGUCUUCAACUGUGUCUAUAAUUUCUACUUGUGAUCGCCUAAUUAUUUGAUGCAUCUAACAACUUCAGGUGUCCAUUUAUUUUGAAAAUGAAUAUUUUCACAAACUUUUUUAUUAUUUUCCUCUAUCUAUUCUUCGAUGUUGUAACUGUGAGUUUAAUUCUCCCAUGGUUGCCUUCUCUCUUAGAGACAUAUGAACUUGAACAAGAAUGGUUUUAUAUUUUGUGUAAACAAUGGAUUCAUAAACUUGGUUUAUCGCUGGGAUUUCAAGAAGAUUCUGCUUGGGAUACAGUUUUCCUCGGAGGUCUCUUAUCAUCAGCGUCAUCUUUAGCACAGUUCCUUUCAUCACCCUUGGCUGGUGCGCUAUCGGACCUUUUUGGCAGGAAGUCAAUCUUAGUAGUCCUUCAGCUUACUCUUCUGAUUGUCAAUAUUAUAUGGUCAUAUUUUGGUAAAUCAUUUUUAUGGUUACUGAUAUCUCGCAUAUUAUGUGGUGCUGCACGAGCAAAUGUUGCUGUCGUUUCAGCAUUUGUUGGUGAUAUUAGCAGUAAUACAUUACGUACCAAAGGAAUGGCAGUUAUUGGAUUGGCUUAUGGUAUUGGAUUUACUGUUGGACCUCCAUGUUCAGUUAUUUUACUUAAUCAAUGGAAUACAAAUGUUACACCAGAACACCUGAGUUUCAUCCUUGGCUGUACAUGUGUAUUUAUCAAUUGUAUAAACUUACUACUUUUGCUUUCUUUUCUACCAACUACGCUACCAAAGCAAGGAAAUUUUGGCCAGUCGCUAAUUCAAGCAUUUCAUCUAAUUAAUCCAAUGAAAUUAUUCUCAUUCUCUGGUACAACAAAGAAUUCUAAAGAUGACAAAUCUCUGCAUCAUUUAGCAUGUUUUUGGUUCGCUUAUUUGUGUAUAUUCUGUGGUAUAGAGUAUACAAUAAUAUUUUUGGCUAGAAUUCGAUUUGAUUUUACAAGUGUAGAUCAAGGUAAAAUGUUUGGUUUUAUUGGUAUACUGAUGAUGAUUGUUCAAGGCGGAUUCAUUCGUCGUUUUAAACUUGGUGGAGAGGAUAAGGCGAUUAUAUGGAUAACAGUUACCGUUUACCAUUGAUAAAACGUCGAUAAUUCGUCUGAAUUCUGUUAAGACAAGAUGUAAUCAAUGUUUUUCAACGUGUAAACUUAGUAUGAACCCGUUUUCUUGUUUUGACAUAUCGAAUAAUGACUUGCUGGUUUAACAAUUUCAUACUAGAUGAGGAGCAUACAAACAAAAAGACUAAGUACACAUUUUUAACCUGACUGAUCGAUCCUUAGUAUUUUAACUUCUAUUUAAAGAAGUAUAGCAUAGACUUCUGAGCGAAACAUCCUAAUUAUUUUAUUGCACAUACUUUGAAAUUUAUACUAGUAUCGCUUAUUUUCAAGGUCAACUUUUCAUUUGGCCUUCAAUGCUUAGAAUACUAUUCGUUAAACUCCUGAUAGUAUUUUAUAGUAGGUAUUCCGGUAUCAAUCAUCAAAGUGCAUGCGUCUCCUUAAUUUUGUCCAAUUUAGUGACUAUCAGUGUUCUGUAAAAACACAUUUGAAUUUUGAGGGAGUUGUGGGAUUUAGAAAUAUUUCAAGUUGUUAUUC